Durusdinium trenchii is the source of this 612-nucleotide messenger RNA. NCBI's taxonomy places the organism in Eukaryota, Dinophyceae, Suessiales, Symbiodiniaceae. The record is from the annotation of a GenBank genome assembly.
AUGACAUUGCGAGUCGGCCGUGCGUCCCGGAGGCUGGCCGCGCUUCUGGAGGACAUCAUUGCUGAGCAAACGCCCAUUUUGCUGCUGGGACCACCUGGUGUCGGCAAAACCACCCUCCUGCGCGCCAUGUCCGACAGCAUCUCCCAGGAUUACGUGACCGUGAUCGUGGACCCCACCGGUGAAAUUGCCGGCUCCGGAGAUUCAUGUCAUCCUGCAGUGGGCCGAUCGAGGAAGGAAGCAGCCUACUCGGACCAGGACACCGACCGAAGUGCAGCGCGUCGUUUGGCGAUGGGCCGCGCCGUGGAGAACAUGGGCUGCCAGGUCCUGGUGGUCGAUGAGAUUGGCACCGAAAUGGAAGCCCUGGCGGCCCGGACUCUGGGCGAGCGUGGCGUGCAGUUGCUGGCGACGGCGCACGGAAAGACCAUCCGCAACCUCCUGAGCAACAAUGAGCUCAGGGACUUGCUCGGUGGCUUCCGCACGGUCGUAAUCGGAGAUCUCAAUCCUCGAUAUAUUGAUCAGGGCAAGAAGAACAUCACAGAGAGGGUGGCUGCUCCGGUGUUCAAGACUCCUGGCGUAGAUCCGUUCCUCAACACACCUGGUGAUCCACCAUGA